This is a messenger RNA of Penicillium digitatum Pd1, 1605 nucleotides long. RefSeq lists its product as uncharacterized. The record is from RefSeq and is a predicted model, not a curated record. Lineage: Eukaryota; Fungi; Ascomycota; Eurotiomycetes; Eurotiales; Aspergillaceae.
AUGUCGAGACGCCCCGCGCGAUCCAUAACGAGCGCCGGCAGCGAGUCCAUUCGGAGUAUCCCCCAACGAUCGUCUCCCCGAGGAGAGCGCUCCGGCUCGAACCCUGCAUCUUACCUUGGAGACAAUGAUGAUACCGCACUGCCGUCAAUGGAAUUCCAAUCCCAACCCUCCAUUGCCCAUCGCCGAACGGGGAGUACCUUGAAAACGGUCAUGCGCAAGAUCUUCAACCGCAAAAGGCAAAGUCAGCCUGAUGAACUGGAAGAGAGCCCAUAUGAAUCUGCCUUUGUGAUACCACCGAUGCGGAGAGCCGGACCACUGAAAGGAAGAUCAUUCCUGACUGGUCCGCCUCCUCUGGACUUGAACUCACACCGGAGCAGUCCACUCUCGGCGGAGAACCUCCAGCUGGCGGAAACACAUCUGUCUCCGCUUCUGUCUCCAUUCUCUUCUGCCACCCUGCGGGAUUCAAUGCCGGGUAGCAUACAACCGCGUCGAAGACGUGCAACGCUUCCCAGCGUGAUUUUUUCAGACGAUGAAUCUCGAUUUGCCGUGGCGUCAAUAGCAGUAUCCGAUCCGCAAGAGGAGAGGGGUCAUUUCUCAGAGCGAAGGCAUAGCUUACUCUCUGAUCGCCUAUCAAGGAAUACAGAUGUACUGCGCGAAAUGACAGAUGACAUGCCAGAGGUCAUGGCCUCUUGGCCACAACGCACAUCAACCGCCCCUUGGCCAGCCUCGGUUCUUGGCACGCGUUCCCCGCCAUUAGAUGGAAGCUCUGAUAGUGGGCAGUCGAGGAGGCCCUCGUCGGGAACAACAGUAACGAGUGUGACCCGAAUGUCCGCCGCACCAUCGUUGAUGGAGGUCGACCAGCAUACAGAACAACCCAGUCUCCCGUCAAACGUCGCAAGUCUAAUUAACUCAAUGCAGCAAGAUGACAGUGUCACCCUAGAACAGCGGUUGACAACGCUAGAAGUGAAACUGAUUGACUUGGAAUUCGCCAUUGCGCGAAUGCAAACCAACUGCCCCGAACCCCCGACUGAAAAACUAUCCCGCCCGCGCCAUCCCCCUUCAGCAGACUUCUUCCCCCCUCACAUGCGCAACAAACCCGCCGCAUUCCGAUCCUGUGACCGCGAUGUUUCCUCAAGCCCCCUCCCAAACAUCACCACCCGUCCCUCCAGCACGAGCACGAUCCGCGCAGACACAAUGACCCCGCGCACCCUCCGCCCCGCCCCCUCGGCCACCUCCCUGUCCGACUACCACGGUGUCUCAAUCGAGCAAUACAGCGCGCUAGUCACGCUCCUGCGUCGCGAACAAACAGCCCGCAGAAACUUGGAGACACAAGUCGGCGGUCUGCGCGAUGACAUUCGCGACCUGCAGCGCGCAGCUCUUGAGUCCAUGCAGCCCAUGCAGUCCACGGAGUCGCAGCAGUUCAUGCGCUUCCGUCGCGCGUUAGAUGACUCUGACACCUCUCCAGUGCCGAGGUCGGAUGAUAAGCACACCGACAUUGAGGACACCGACUCCGAUUGGGAUCGGUCGGAUAGCUAUUCUCGUGAUGAUCCAUUCGGUUCUCCGAAGUGGGAGCGUCCGCGGGUUGUGACCACUCCUAUGAUUUGA